CUGUUUUCCGAACUCGUCGGGCUUCAUCUUCGAAUGUCAAUCCUGCUCAGCUCCCAGCCGCAGUUUCCAUUACCUUGCUGGAAAGCAAGGUCUCCGCGAUCCCAGUCAUUUGCUAGCCGAAACUUGUAAUGGGAAAAUAAAUGUCAACAACAGCGGACUCUCGCAAUGAAGAGGGUCCUAGACUAUAGGACAGAUUUUAGUUUGAAGACCAGUUCCCGGCUUCCCUCUCUCCCUUCCUCCUCCCCUUCUCGCUCUCACUCUCGACGUCGCCAGACUCCCUCACACUGCUAGUCAUCCGUAUCUGGUAUCGAUGUCAGGAAAUGCCAGAACGAGCUGGUUGAUUUUGUGACCAAGGUCACACCCGCAGCAUGAGCUUUUUUUCUUCUUUUCCACCGCCAUCGAACGAUGAUUUUAACGAGUUUAUGAUGUGCCCCGCUCUGAACUACUGUCGCCAUCCUUGUGCGACGGACUCUGCGAACGUGGGCACUUGCCCGGAAAACGAUGGAGUCGACGAGUAUGUGAGAGAGAAGUAUAUGCCGAUGGUAAAGGGUGGAGUGCGAACGGGAGGGACGUACGAAAAGCUCGGCAUCAAGACCACGGUCGAGUCAAGAGGGUACUUUGAGGAACUGGAAUUAUUGCGGGGACAACGGUGGUCGAUGGAGGGGUGUGCGGGGAUCAUCCUCAUUCACUUGAUAUGGAUGAUCCGCCUAGCUGUUGACGCGCUGAUACGGACUGUACGCCAGGAAACUGGUAUUCUGCUUCGAAACGACGGAUCGUCGUCCCGCAAGCAAGCAAGCUUGAGAAAGAUGGCGGAAUGGAGGGUGACACGGGAGGCUGCUGCGCCAGAAAUUACGACCUCCACCGACGUGUCGAACGAGUCGAAGCUUUGCCUUAGGGGAAUUUUUGCUCGAGACGACGUAUCGUCGUCCGGCGAGCAGGGUCUGGAGUAUGGCGGUACUGGGAGGAAGAUAACGUCGGAGGGAGGAAGUGUGCACAUGCGUGCACAGAGGCUAGGAUUCGUGUAUCUUGUACUUGGGGAGGAUUCAAAUAGAACCAAAGCUAGACUUGGAUUCAGUAAUGAGUGCGUAGCCGACCUGAAGCAAAAGGCUGGUAGCACGGAGACAGCGGGAACUGGGGGAAGCAGAGGCUGCGCGAGAGGAGGAGCAAAGGCGGAGAUACGUCGGGUUAAGGAGGAGCAAGGGCGCAUGGAAGAGCAGGAGGAGAGGGACCGCCGUGCGAGGAUUGAGCGGGACAUGCGCAUGAGUACCGAAGCUAGGCGACGCAAGAAGGAAGCCGAGGAGAGAGUCGAGGAGGAGAAAAAACGUGAGUUGGCGGAGAGGCGCGUGAGGGAGAGGGAGAAGCGCCUCGAGGAGCACCGGCGUCUGGAGCAGUGGCGUGCUGAGCAGGCGAGGAUCAAGGAGGAGGAGCUUAAAAGAGAAGAGGCUGAGAGAGCCAGGGAGCGGACCGAACGCAAUAAGAGGGUAGAACAGAUGGCGGCCCGGGUCAAGCGGGAUAAGACAGAAAGCAUGCUCACCGGCUGGGCUACCAUCCAGAUCAACGACUCCCUUGUCUGGCGGAGGAGGUACUACAAGUUUAUCGGCGAUACCAUGUUUUUCUACCGCAGUCCCAAGGACAUGAACCAAGUCCUUGAUCAGAUCCAACUCCGCGGAAAACUCAACGGGCUCAAAGAGUGGGACGACGGCUACGAAGAACUCAAAGCUAUACCCAACUCCUUCGCCAUUGAAUUCAAGGACCAGCGUGGACCGUGUGCGAUGUUUUGUGAUACCGAGGAAGAAAAGGAUAAAUUGUUGGGCGUUUUGCAUUAUACCGCCGGACUGUGA
This is a messenger RNA of Desarmillaria tabescens, 1841 nucleotides long. RefSeq lists its product as uncharacterized. The transcript is spliced from 11 exons. Lineage: Eukaryota; Fungi; Basidiomycota; Agaricomycetes; Agaricales; Physalacriaceae. The coding region runs from base 369 to 1841 and encodes 490 amino acids. The record is from RefSeq and is a predicted model, not a curated record.